GAGGCGGCGGCGGCGGCCGGAGCUGGAGGGGGAGGAGGGGAGGAACCUGAUCUCUCCAGCAGCGAAGGGCUGGAGGCAAACACCGAGUUCCCCCAGAGCCGCCCGGGAGCAGGGAGGGUUCCGCUACCCCGGGAAGCCCUCCCCGCGGGGCAGAUGAGUUCAAUAUCCAGACUCUCUGAGCCAUGUUUUGGGGUCACCCAAGCAUUCCAUCCUCCUGACUUCCCAUAAACUUUUGGAUUCAUAACCCACUCCAUACUUGAGAACAUGGGGAUUGGAAUAAGAAAACAUGGUGGAGUGCCUUCUCUGCAGCAGACACUGUCCUGGAUGCUUAGGGGCGAGUAGCAAACAGACAGGAACAUUUUAGUGGAUAAGCCAAAUGACCAGUCUUCAAGGUGGUCUUCAGAGAGCAACUACCCUCCCCAGUACUUGAUUCUGAAGCUUGAAAGGCCUGCUAUAGUCCAGAAUAUCACAUUUGGAAAAUAUGAGAAAACUCAUGUCUGCAAUUUGAAGAAAUUUAAAGUCUUUGGUGGAAUGAAUGAAGAAAACAUGACAGAGCUAUUGUCCAGUGGCUUAAAGAAUGAUUAUAACAAAGAAACAUUUACCUUGAAGCAUAAAAUUGAUGAACAGAUGUUUCCUUGUCGAUUCAUUAAAAUAGUUCCACUCUUAUCGUGGGGACCCAGCUUUAACUUUAGCAUCUGGUAUGUUGAACUUAGUGGCAUUGAUGAUCCCGAUGUAGUACAACCCUGUCUCAACUGGUAUAGUAAGUACCGUGAACAGGAAGCUAUUCGCCUUUGCCUAAAACACUUCAGACAACAUAACUAUACAGAGGCCUUUGAAUCACUGCAAAAGAAAACCAAGAUUGCCCUGGAACAUCCCAUGUUAACAGAUCUGCACGAUAAGUUGGUACUGAAGGGUGAUUUUGAUGCUUGUGAAGAAUUGAUUGAAAAAGCUGUAAAUGAUGGCUUGUUCAAUCAGUAUAUCAGUCAACAGGAAUAUAAGCCACGAUGGAGUCAAAUCAUUCCCAAAAGCACCAAAGGUGAUGGAGAAGAUAACCGACCAGGAAUGAGAGGAGGCCAUCAGAUGGUUAUUGAUGUUCAAACAGAGACUGUUUAUUUGUUUGGUGGCUGGGAUGGAACACAAGAUCUUGCUGACUUCUGGGCAUACAGUGUGAAAGAGAACCAAUGGACAUGUAUCUCUAGAGACACUGAGAAAGAGAAUGGUCCUAGUGCUAGAUCAUGUCAUAAAAUGUGCAUUGACAUUCAACGGAGGCAAAUCUACACACUGGGGCGUUAUUUGGAUUCCUCUGUGAGGAACAGCAAAUCUCUGAAAAGUGAUUUCUAUCGUUAUGACAUUGACACAAACACAUGGAUGUUACUCAGUGAGGAUACUGCUGCUGAUGGAGGACCGAAACUGGUGUUUGAUCAUCAGAUGUGUAUGGACUCAGAAAAACAUAUGAUCUACACCUUUGGUGGUAGAAUUUUGACAUGUAAUGGCAGUGUAGACGACAGCAGAGCCAGUGAACCACAAUUCAGUGGAUUGUUUGCUUUCAACUGUCAGUGUCAAACCUGGAAACUUCUUCGAGAGGACUCCUGUAAUGCUGGGCCUGAGGACAUCCAGUCUCGUAUAGGACACUGCAUGCUAUUCCACUCAAAAAAUCGUUGCUUAUAUGUAUUUGGUGGCCAGCGAUCAAAGACCUAUUUGAAUGAUUUCUUUAGUUAUGAUGUGGAUUCUGAUCAUGUAGACAUAAUAUCAGAUGGUACCAAGAAAGACUCUGGAAUGGUUCCAAUGACAGGAUUCACACAGAGAGCAACCAUUGAUCCAGAACUGAAUGAAAUACAUGUCUUAUCUGGACUCAGCAAAGACAAGGAAAAGAGGGAAGAGAAUGUCAGAAAUUCAUUCUGGAUUUAUGACAUUGUAAGGAAUAGUUGGUCUUGCGUCUAUAAGAAUGAUCAAGCUGCAAAGGAUAAUCCAAGUAAAAGUCUUCAGGAGGAAGAACCAUGUCCAAGAUUUGCCCAUCAGCUUGUAUACGAUGAGUUACACAAGGUUCAUUAUUUAUUUGGUGGGAAUCCAGGAAAAUCUUGCUCCCCAAAGAUGAGAUUAGAUGACUUCUGGUCACUGAAAUUGUGUAGGCCUUCAAAAGAUUACUUACUGAGGCAUUGCAAGUACCUCAUAAGAAAACACAGGUUUGAAGAGAAGGCCCAAAUGGAUCCCCUUAGUGCUCUGAAAUAUCUACAAAAUGAUCUUUAUAUAACUGUGGAUCAUUCAGACCCAGAAGAGACAAAAGAGUUUCAGCUCCUAGCUUCAGCUCUGUUUAAAUCUGGUUCAGAUUUCACAGCUCUAGGCUUUUCCGAUGUGGAUCACACCUAUGCUCAAAGAACUCAGCUCUUUGACACCUUAGUAAAUUUCUUUCCUGACAGCAUGACUCCUCCUAAAGGCAACCUGGUGGACCUCAUCACACUGUGACUGAAGAGUACCUGGACAGAAAUGGAGCACAGGAGUCUGCUUUCAGUAUUCUGGAUUUCAACUCUAUUGACUGACAAUUAGGCUGCAGUGACUGAGGACUGCACCAGAAUUUUGAAGGGAUCUUUGCUGUCACAAAUUUUAACCCUCUUCCUUCACACCUGACCUCAACCCCAUAGUCCUCAUCCCAUUCCUAAAUUAGGCUAAUAAAGUGAAAUCGGUAUACUUUCCAUUUAAAUAUAUAUAUAUAUAUUUUAUUACUUUAACUUUUAAGAAUUCAUGAGUAUAAAAGAAAAAAUCAGGCAGUAUACCCUUUUCUGAUUUUUAUUUCAUUUUUAUAAAAUUGGGGCAAGUAAGCACUGUUCACAGACUCAGUGCUACAAGAAUUGGAAUUUUGUUGUUGGGUUGUUUGGCCUUUCUUCUUUCUCCUUCCCAUUUCACUUUACCUUGAAUCACACAGCUGCUUGUAAGUGAUAUGUAUCAUUUGUUUACCUCUUCAUUCUUAACAGUAUAUAGUUCUGUAGGGCAAUUGAUGUAUGUUUAAGUGAUAUAUGUGUCUCCGUUGACUAGAGUCUUGUAUUACAUUAAACAGUAGGAGGAACAGAGGGCUCUAAUUUACGCUCCUUGUCAUAGAACUAAAAAGUGAAACCUGAGAUUGAUCCACACACUUAUCUGAGAUUGGUAUAUAGUAUUUCUAUAAUGAUAUAUUUUAUAGUGGGUAUUACAAAGCUUUGAGUCACAGAAACCUUAAACUGAGGAGAGAAUAUAGUUCAGAACCUUUAAGAGCCAUUCUCAAAAUUACCAGCAGGAGGAUUCUAGUUGUGAUUAGCAUGUUCAUUGAUAUCUCUGUAGUAAUUUUGGAAGAAAAUGACUCAUUCCCCUGGUAGAGCUGUGCAGGACCAGGGCUUCGAUUUCUUCCUUGUGCUAUCUCUUUAUAGCAUUUUCAUUUGGGAGGAUGGGUUCCAGAGCUACGUUUUUGUUUAUUUUCAUACACAUUAGCUCCCUACAUCUGCUUCUAUAUACUGAUAUUUUAAAGAAUAAUGGUUUGUAAUUGUCCAGUGGAAUACAGCUGACAGGCAUUUCAUUAAACACAUAGACCAGGCUUUUUUAAUGGAGAAAAAGAAAAAUAAUGGUGCAAAUAUUUUUUAUUAAACUAAAAGGCAGAUGGGCUUUUCCACUGUUCCUUUUUUUGUGAGGAGUGGUGGUAUGUAUUGUUCCAUGAGGUGCUGUGGAAUGCAACAUAGGAAAUUUAAACCUGGCCAGUGCUUACAUUUGCUCAAAAAGUGUGCUGUAUGCAACUGAUACCCACCAUGCUUAAAGCAGGCUAAGUGUAAUAAAUGUCCAUCAGUCCAGUGGCUCUUCCAAGUGAAUGACUUUAGAGAAUUUACUGUGUCCCCGAAUAGCAAGAUUAGGCUUCACCAAAGAAAGAAGAAAUUGAAUUGCACUUUUGAAAAGUCUCAUGUAUAGGAAUGAGACUUUGAGGUCCCUCUUCAGUCUGUCAUUAUUGCAUGGUUUCACGUCUUUGGGGGAAGGACAGAAGUAUAUUUGUCCUAGUUCUAGGCUUGAAUCUUGGACUGCUUGGCUUUCCAAGCAUCCCAAAGCAAUCAGUAGUGAUUUAUUAAACAAUUAGAUUUGUUCCUUACCUUGUGAAAGAUACAGUACAUAAUUCAGUAAGUACCAAGUUGUGUAGCUGCAGAAUAACCAGUUGACUUUACAGGUGAGCAAAUAGAAUCUGCCUACAUACUUAUGCAGUUUCAUUAAAAGAUUUCCCUGACAGUCAAGAACAUAAAAUAUUAAUAUUGCUAAUAUUGUAGCCUGUUGAACUCAUUUCAUGGAAACAGGUUGAUAGGAAAGAACUUGAUAAGAAUUUCUAAAUGUAAAAGCUCUAGUUUUGCUCACUGUGAAUUCUGGCACUUCAAAAACCCUAACCAAAUGAAAUUCUGCUUCCCUCCACCAUUUAUUUUUAUAGUGCUUUUUUUGGUCAUUUUUUUCCAUUCCUUAGAUUCCAUAUUUGGAGGAAACUCAGUUCUUGAACUCAGUGAUUUUGUUUGUUCUUAUUUUUCUCUGACUCUCUACUGGUUGUUUUCUAAACAUGCUUGUUCUAAUUUCAUCUUUCCUCACUUGAAGUGGAACCUUUUCCCUUUUCUUCACUUAACAGAAUUUUUUUUUUCACUAACAUGUUUAAAUGGGGUUGAGUCAUAGCAAACUGUUCAGUGUUGCUUAAGUGACAUAGACUGUAUUUAGGAAGUUACUGACUAGGUAAGUCAAAAUUUGUACCCUGGGGCUUUAAUGAGGCACUGCUGGUAAUGAUUGCAGGAGAAUGCAGGCUUCAUUAUAUCCGUGACCAAGAUUGACACAUUGCUCACUUUCGACAUCAGAACCCUGAUAUGAAACUUGUUUAUAUAUUUAGUGAGGAGCUACAUGUAUUUCCAAGUAUUCCAGCACUAUAUUAUAAUUUAAAUAAUCUAAUUUGGUAUUUAUAUACAUUGUUUAGCCAAAUAUCUAUGCUUUACUACUUAAAAAUUCUUUCAUUCUAGCUUAGCCCCAGAUUGAAACAUUAGUUAGUGCAUUAGUUAGGGUACAGUUUGCUCAGUGUCACUAUCCCUAGCUUCAGUUUCAUCCCCAUUUCUCCUUUUUCCAUGGAAUAUAUUAUUCCAGAAUAAUAAACUAGAAAUAAUUUAACUAGAAAUAAACUAGAUCUCUAACAUUUUCAGUGCUUAUACGUCAUGAGAAAUUAAUUAUCUGAUUUGCAAGAUACUUUCAAAAUGCAGUUGCAUUUUGUGGAAUGACAGAGACCUCAUGUGGCCAGCUUGAUUAAUUCACAUAUAUCAAUCUCCUGUGAAGCAAAGGAAUUCAGAUUUGGGUGCCUAACUCUGUGCUAAAGCAGACAGUAUUAACCUUUAGCAAGAUUGUCUUUUCAGACCUGGUUUUCAUUAAAACUGACUUAUCCAUGUCUAAUAAGUAAAAACUGAUAGAAAACAUUAGAAAGUUAAUACACUGAUUUAUCACAGAAAAGCUUGUUGGCUUUAGAGCUCAGUGAUUUGUUUAAGAUUGUAAACUGCAUUCUUUGGUGAAAUAUGUCUUGAAUAUAAAUGGUUUGCUAGCUUAUCUUUCUAGUGGAUCUUUUCACAUCUGCCUUAAAAGUGCUAUCUAGAGAUACAUUAGCAGAGUUUCAUGUAAUAAAACAGUUUUAAAAUCUAAUUUAUAAACAAAAACUAGUUUGAGGUACUUAAUCAUUGGUGAGAGAUUGAGAAUGAUGCUUAAUGAAUCAGAAAGCACUUAGAAAGGAGUAUGUUUCUGAUUUUAUUUUCUGAAUUAAACUCAGUGUCAUGGAAGGAGUUACCCUAUAAUUAUUCUUAACACAAUAUGAAAUUCAUUGGAUAAUUGUGGGUCAUUUAAUUUUUUCCUGGGUGAAUGUUGUGUUAACUCUCUAGCUGAUUGAAUGUUGCAAAGCAGUUGAGAAUUAUGGUUUGAAGUGAUUUCUGUGAGAGAGGAUCAUUACAAUGUGUACUUUAAACAACGUCAUCUAGCUGUAAAAAAUAUUCCCUUUGUAACCCUUCUUUUCUGAAAAAAUACAUGUUCAUAUGUAAUUUCAUCCUUUUGCAGAAAUUCUGGCCUGAACUUUCACUAACUUUUAAAUUCUUAAGAUAGUCCUUAAUCUAAGAUAUGCAGGCUCCCUCAGAAAAAGUUCAUAGUUAUUAGAGGGGUAAUCAUAGAGGGUCUGCAUAUGACAGUAGUUGUAGUUUAGAUCUUUGCGUUCUUCCACUCAAAAUUUUUGUAUUCCUUAUUAGUCAAAUAACAUUAUUCUUUUGUGAUUUUUGACUAUGGCCUACAUGUCCCUGUGAUUUGUAUUAUUGCUGAAAUGACAUUGGCUGCCCAAAACUUCUAGUCUAGAGGUAUUUCAGUUGAAGAUGGAAGUUUCAAAGUUUGUUGAAAUAAUUAAUUAGGAGCCACCUAGAUCAGCUGAAUGAUGUCACCACCAUUUGUUUUGAUGGGGAGGACUCAUGAUUGUAGUUUAUUGAUUUCUUCACCAGAUGCUCUUUUUAUCUUUCAAAAAACCCGCUAUCUUAAGAGAUUUUAUUUAUACAUAAUUUUUAAACCUUGAUUUCUUCCUAUCCCACAAAUACUGUGAAUUGUUUCCAUUAUUUUUCUUAGCUAAAUCCUCUGACAAUAGAUUUAUAGCACUUAACCUAAGGAGUCAUUAGAGGUUAUAGUAAACCAGAUUUUCUCAUGGGGCAGAGAGAGAUGCCCUUGUGGGAAACCAUAUCACUAUGUCUUUUCUGUUAGGUAGAACUCUAAAGUUAUAGAUCUUGAACUGGAUCCCGAUUCAGAACUUAAAAACCUGAAAAUCAAAGGGUAGUUCUAGUUUAUCUUCCACAAUAGUCAUUAUUUGGAAAUAAUUUUUACAAAUAUAUACUAUCAUGUCCUCAAACACUGCCUAGCUUGAUUGAAAACAGAAUGUUAUGUGGAUGUUAUCUGAGAGCUAUAGGGUCAACAACAAAAAGGGAGAAAUGUUUAGUAGGGAAGUAGACCAGUUGUAAGGCAUCACUUGUAAUUAUGAACUAAUUUGUCUUCUUUUUUACCUUUUUAUCUGCUGUUUAGUCUCAAUGAAUUAUUGUACACAAUGUUAGACAUUUGUACACAAUGUUCUGUUUUGCCUGUCUGUGGCAUUUUCACUUGGAGGUAUUGAACCUCAGGAACAGAGCUAGAGAGGAGAAUGAGGGUAUGUUAAAGAAGGAAAAAUAGGAGCUUUUUGCUCAUGGAUUUGAAGGUCCACAGAUCUAAAUGAGAAAGAAAGCUCUUCAUUUCUAACCCUAAAUUAAUUUAAUGCAGUGCUGAGAAGAAGACUAUCAAGAGGGAUCAAAGCUCAGUUCUGAAUAGUCUUUGGAAAGCAGCAUUUCUUGGUUAGUUGCUUUCCUCGCUGUCUCCCAAGUAGCUGAUAGAGAUCUCAAAACAGAAAACCCAGUGUGAUGGGCUCUAGCUCUUAAACUAGGUGAGCAGUUUCUUAUGUACAGCCAAUUCCUUGAUAAGGAUUCAGAGGGAAAACCAGCAAUAAAACAUUUUAACAUGCAGUUUUGGGGCUCCCAGGGGACUUGCUUUUUCAUGGAGUUUAAGCUCUUGCUGCAACACAGCUCUGUACCAUCUGGGAUGCUAGCAUUCACAGCGGUUAGUUUGGAUAUCUGAGCUGUCUGCCAUGCAAAUACCAGCCCAAGGAGAUCAUCAUUCUUCAGUUUCAUUCAGUGCUUAAUGAAUGCCAAAUUAAUUGGCAGGAAGGAAAAACACUGUGUGAUAUAGGAACAGGCCUGUGUGCAUGAUUAAGGAGUUACUCAAGUAGCCAAUUUUGAGCUUAAUUUCUCUCCUUUGUUAACAAAUCUCAAGAAAGGCUUUGUUACAAUUUAGCUAGUGUCAUUUGGUUGGUGUUCAUUUUCUAACCCUUUAAAAUAGGAAGAAAAUUGUCAUUUCGUGUUUAACUUCUAACCCAUACAGAAUUGAACUGACAUCAAUUUAGUUUCCAUGUUUUAAAAUAAAUUAAUUAUACAUAA
Molecule: messenger RNA, 8003 nt
Organism: Balaenoptera musculus (blue whale)
Lineage: Eukaryota; Metazoa; Chordata; Mammalia; Artiodactyla; Balaenopteridae
Gene: MKLN1
Product: muskelin 1
Exons: 20
Coding region: 532-2463 (643 amino acids)
Cellular component (GO): cytoplasm
Molecular function (GO): protein binding
Source: RefSeq, a predicted model, not a curated record